This is a messenger RNA of Dictyostelium discoideum AX4, 699 nucleotides long. It is a transcript of the gene adkB, whose product is annotated as adenylate kinase. The transcript is spliced from 3 exons. The record is from RefSeq and is a predicted model, not a curated record. NCBI's taxonomy places the organism in Eukaryota, Evosea, Eumycetozoa, Dictyosteliales, Dictyosteliaceae. Bases 1 to 699 code for a protein of 232 amino acids. Gene Ontology annotation, cellular component: cytoplasm. Gene Ontology annotation, molecular function: AMP kinase activity; nucleobase-containing compound kinase activity; ATP binding.
AUGGCUUUAAAUCUUUUAAGAAAUUAUUCAACGAAAAUCAGAAUGGAUCAUUUAAGAAUGACAAUCAUUGGCGCACCUGGAUCAGGAAAAGGAACACAAUCUGAAAAAUUAAAAAAAGAUUAUAAUCUUCCAAUAAUUUCAACAGGUCAAAUUUUAAGAGAAGUAUCAGAACAAAAUACUAAAUCAGGUAUUGAAAUUAAAUCAAAAUUAGCAGCAGGUGAAUUAAUUUCUGAUGCCAUAAUGUCAGAUAUAAUUACUGAGCAUUUAACUAAAACUGGAAAUAGUUGGUUAUUAGAUGGUUAUCCAAGAAAUACUGAACAAGCUAAAGGAUUAGAUAAAUAUUUAAAUGUAAAAAUGGCAUUAAAUGUGGUAUUACAUUUAGAUGUACCAGAAAAAGUAUUAGCAGAGAGAGUUCAAGACAGGUGGGUACAUCCUGGUAGUGGACGUGUAUAUAAUAGUGUAUUUUCACCACCAAAAGUUAAAGGUAUUGAUGAUGUUACUGGUGAACCAUUAGUUAGAAGAUCCGAUGACAAAGAUGAAGAAGUAUUUAGAAAUAGAAUUCAAACUUUUAAAAAUAAUACACUCCCACUUCUCAAAUAUUAUGAAGAUAGAGGUGUACUUUACACUAUAGACUCUCCAAACUCUGAUGAAGGUUAUGUAAAAAUUAAACAAAUAUUGGAUUCAAUUUUAACUAAAUAA